UGCUAGGGUUUUUGUAGAAGAGCUGCGCCAAGCGGGAACAGGGGAAUCAAUCGAGCAAGAAUUCUCUGCGGCAGCGAGCGAGCAUUCUAGGAGGAAGAGCCAUGGCGAGCACCAAAGUACAGCGGAUUAUGACCCAGCCCAUUAACCUGAUCUUCAGGUUUCUUCAGAGUAAAGCGCGAAUUCAGAUAUGGCUUUUCGAGCAGAAGGAUCUGAGGAUUGAAGGCCGAAUCAUUGGCUUUGACGAGUACAUGAAUCUGGUUCUUGAUGAUGCGGAGGAGGUCAGCAUCAAGAAGAACAGCAGGAAGCAACUCGGGAGGAUUUUGCUAAAGGGCGACAAUAUCACUCUGAUGAUGAAUACUGGGAAGUGACUGACUGAUGCCUGAGUGAUAAUAGGCUGAAUGUAGACAACAAAAUCCCGUAGAGGCUGGAUGCUAGUGGUUCUGUUGGAUGGUUGAAUCUUUUCUGGAUGAAUUUUACUCUUUUCUAUCUUAGUCUAUGGUUUUGUAACUCAUCUCUGUUAUGAACUCUAUUCCUUUUCUCCAACUUUAUUUUAUAUGCAUUAAUAUGUUGUGUACAAGAAUUCAAAGCCACAUGGAAUUGAAAUUCAGGUGAAGUGGAAAGUUUGUUUGGUAUGGAUUUUGUGA
Andrographis paniculata is the source of this 644-nucleotide messenger RNA. RefSeq lists its product as uncharacterized. Gene Ontology annotation, molecular function: RNA binding. NCBI's taxonomy places the organism in Eukaryota, Viridiplantae, Streptophyta, Magnoliopsida, Lamiales, Acanthaceae. Gene Ontology annotation, biological process: mRNA splicing, via spliceosome; spliceosomal snRNP assembly. The record is from RefSeq and is a predicted model, not a curated record. The coding region runs from base 102 to 368 and encodes 88 amino acids. The transcript is spliced from 2 exons. Gene Ontology annotation, cellular component: U4 snRNP; U4/U6 x U5 tri-snRNP complex; U2 snRNP.